ACCAGCUUCUUUUUUUUUUGUUUUUGUUGAUGGGGUGAUUAUUUCGUGUGUGAAUGUAUCUCUUCCACAAAAGCGAUAUAAUCCCAAUCAAUCUUCUCAUCUCUCUCUCUCUUUCGCUCGUCUCAAUUAGGGUUUACGAUACCAAUUAGGAUCGAUUGGGUUGGGGAUUUUUUCUCAAUGCCUGCGAAUCCUCUAGCGGAAUCUGUUACCGAGAAGAACCCUCCUAGGAACUGUCGAGCUGCUAAUUUUCGCCUGCGAUUCUGGCUUAACUUCGAGAGUUAGAGCGAAUCCUUCACCUCUCUUUUUUUAGUUUUCUUUCUAAUUUGAUAUUCGUUGGUUUUUCUGAAAUCCGAUGGCUCCGAGCCGCAAGAGAGGCGGUGGUAAAGCUGCGGCCGCUGCAUCUGCUCGCCGGGAGUGGAAGGUUGGCGAUCUCGUGCUUGCCAAAGUCAAAGGUUUUCCUGCUUGGCCUGCCGCGGUUAGCGAACCGGAAAAAUGGGGAUACUCAGCCGACUGGAAGAAAGUAUUGGUUCACUUUUUUGGCACACAACAGAUAGCUUUCUGCAAUCCUGCUGAUGUUGAAUCAUUUACUGAGGAGAAGAAGCAAUCGCUUUUGACAAAACGGCAUGCCAAAGGUUCCGAUUUUGUCCGUGCCGUUAAGGAGAUCACAGAGAGUUUUGAGAAGCUGAAGCAUCAAGACCAAGCUAGCGAUCCUAAAUCUGCUGAAGAAUCAACUGUUGGAAGUUCUGAGAACACUGUACAGCUGCCUCAGACCUGUGAAAACCUAAUUGAUAAGUCAAAUUCUAGUCAUGAUAGAGAUGAAUUGACUAUUCUCAGUGAGGAUGCUUCAGCUGCUGAACAAAUGCUAGCCCUGCGUCAUAACACUCUAGCCCAUAAUGGAACCUGUGAUAGUGCAGCAGCUAAAGAUUUAUGUGAGAUAGCUACAUAUUCUUCAAGGAGAAGAAAUGAAAGGGUGCGGGCUCCAAAGUUUGCUCCGCAGAAUAUAACAUUACCCGUUCAGCACCCUAAAAUCUCAUCUAGGUUGGAAGUGGACAGACUAGAAAGGUCCAUGCUUCAAUGCAGUGAUGGUGGCCAGAGUGUCGAUGCUAUAGAUGACAGAGCUAUAAGAAGGAGAAAGAGGAUCCGAAGGUCAGGUCAUUCUGAAUCAGAUGAUGUGGUUUCACCAGCUCUAAAUUUGCACGGAUCUGAUGAGGAGAACACAUCUGAAAUUGCUACAGUUGAAUCUGACAAUAAUAGUAGGAAUGAAGGCAGUGGUGUGGAUUCUGGUUCCAAAGUCGAUCUUUCUGAUGCUGUUGGUGAGGGUUGUAACGGAGGUCAUGAGCUCAACCAAGGGCUUGAUUUCCAAAUUAGCACCAUCGUUAAGAGGAAGAAGAGGAAGCCCACCAGAAAACGUGAAACUAGUGACGUUAUUGACCCUCCUGCUAAAAUUGGAGCAGAAGGUCUUGGGGCCAAUGCUUGUGAUAGCAGCCAAAGAUCUCAAAAUUCCCAUGAACGGCUGGUUGAGAGGCCCUGUGAAGAUAAUGGUGAUGAACAUUUGCCUCUGGUAAAGCGAGCCAGAGUCCGAAUGAGUAGAGCUUUUUAUGCUGAUGAAAAGGUCAAUGCCUCUUCAAGGUUUGAAGAGAGAUCAUCAAACAACACUUUAAUAAGUGCUGCCAUGCAGACAAACCCUUCGGUGAAUCAUGAAAAUGAUGUUGUUUCUGGUCAUGACACUUCUGCAUCCGAAGAAUUUAACAGCGCUGAGUUGUCUGCUAAGCUCCCAGGUGUUAUGGUCGAUGUAGUGCCUUCUCAUAUAGAGAAACCUUCUGACAUAAUGUCUCCGUCUAGGGCUGGUGUUUUGACUGUAGGAUAUAGAAAAACUGAUGUGAAGUUCCAUGAGAACGAGUUUACCAUGACACUAGAUGAUGAAGUAACUCGAGCACAUUCUAAUCAACUUAACAGUUUAGCAGAAGGAAAAGCUCAUGUUGCUGAUGUUGUCCAGGGAAGUUAUGAGGAAUCACAAACCGGGAACUGUCUUAAUAGUGAGACCGAUCCUAUUGACUUGCAAUGCUUACGUCAAAGUGAGAAGCACGAAACCCCUUUGAAUCCUGAUAUCGUUGAUUCAUCUGCAACUGAGUCGCCUGGUCUGUGCUCGAGUUUAGAUAUGACAACAACAGGGGCACCUGCUCAAUCUCCCCACCAACAUCAAAGCCAGGAGUAUGAUUCUCUUGACCAUACAUUGGUCAUUGUUGGAGAUUCUCUUAAUGAUAAAUGUGAGAAAAUUGAUUACUGUAUGACCCAAGUUGUUAAGUCCCAAGCUGUAGAACCUCCUCCGUUGUUCUGUUCAGUGGUCAAUAAUCCGGAGGCGGAAAACACUCAGGAGACUGAGAACAUGCAGGAGACUGAAAACACUCAGGAGACUGAGAACAUGCAGGAGACUGAAAACACUCUACUGAAGGAAAACCGAGGAAGUCCGGAUAAAGACCUCGAUAGUGAGAAACAAGCUCACAAAAUACAGAAUCCAGCCCUCUCUGCUACUGAAAGUGAAAUGAUUGUUGAAGAAGUGGAACCUCAGUAUGAAACUGUGUAUAGUCACUGUGACGAGGCUUUGGAAAACAGAGAGCUGGAAAGGAGUUGUGAGGUUGAUGAGCAGAAGGAGAAGAUGCAAGCCACCAAUUCUAUAUCAGUAUCUGAGAACCUUUCACGUGAAAGAUUGAGUUCAUCUCCUGCUAAUGUUGCAGAUUCUUCUGCAAGCGGUAUUCCGCAUUGCAACUCAGCUUGCCGUAAUUCUACCGCCGAAAGUGCAAGUGCUAUGGAGGACAACUCUGAUCAUAGGACCAAUGCUCAGUCUGGUGAGAAGAAAUCAUUGAAUGAUGACACUGUCAAAGAAGAAACCAAAGUUGAAACAGGUGCAACUCAGGUGAAGAAAGUUAUUAAUUCUGAUGUGCAAUGCACUAUUGAUUCCUUUGAGACCGCACUUGGCUCGUUGGUGAGGACAAAGGAGACCAUUGGCCGAGCAACUCGCUUGGCUAUGGAAUUGGCGAAAUUUGGUGUUUCGACAAAGGCAAUGGAAAUUCUGGCUCAUACUUUGGAAAGCGAGUCAAAUUUACAAAGGAGGGUGGACUUAUUUUUCCUUGUGGAUUCUAUUGCUCAGUGCUCCAAAGGUCUGAAUGGUGACGCUGGUGGUGUUUAUCUUUCAUCCAUCCAAGCUAUGCUGCCUCGCCUAUUGGCUGCUGCUGUCCCAGCUGGAGCUACCACACAAGAAAACCGGAAGUUGUGCUUGAAGGUUUUAAGAGUUUGGCUCGAAAGACGGAUCCUUCCUGAAUCUAUAGUUCGUCACCAUAUAAGAGAACUUGAUUCACUUAAUAACGUUCCUGUGUGCCUCUAUUCUCGGCGCUCCGCUCGAACAGAAAGGGCGCUAGAUGACCCUGUUAGAGAUAUGGAGGGUAUGCUGGUGGAUGAAUAUGGAAGUAAUUCAACUCUCCAGCUUCAUGGAUUCUGUAUGCCUGCAAUGCUUAAGGAUGAAGACGAAGGAAGUGACUCGGAUGGGGGCGAUUUUGAGUCUGUCACCCCUGAACAUGAGUCCAGAAGCCUUGAAGAACAUGUUACACCCUCCAUUACUGAAAGACAUACCCGUAUACUGGAAGAUGUUGACGGCGAGCUUGAAAUGGAAGACGUGGCUCCACCUUGGGAAGCUGGAAGCAGUGCGUUCACAGAUCAAGCUGAUAAUACAGAGUCUGGAAAUUGCCAGCCUGUCUCUGGCACUUCACAUCAGAAUGUUACCUCGCCAUCUAGACCAGCUCCUCCUUUGCAGAAUGCUCAGUGUGCAAUGUCUGAUUCCUACUCAAAUGGCUUUGACUGCCGCAGAAAUCCCAGCAUGCAUGGAAAUUAUCAGGCCGGUCCUCCAAGGAUGAAUCCACCAAUGCAUUACGGAAGUCCUGAAUCAUCUUAUAGUUCCCGCUCUUUGUCACGUGGGGAGGGUUCUAACUUCCAGCAUAGGCCUUAUCCAUCUUCUCAUCCCCCACCUCCACCAUCACAUCAUUACUCAUAUAUGGAGCCAGAUCACCAUAUGAAGUCGCGGAGAGAAGGUCCAUCAUACCCUCACAGAUCUCAUUACACACCGGAAUUUGACGAAAGGAAUUACCAUGAUAGCCAUGAGAGAAUGAGGCCUGCACCUUCUGAGAAUCGAGACAAUUGGAGAUAUCAUCCGCCCUCUUCCCAUGGCCCACGAUAUCAUGACAGAUACAAAGGCCCUUAUCAGUCAAACUCAUACAGUGGCCAUCACCGUGACUCUGAAAGGUUUCAGAACAGUAGGUGGAGCCAUUCUCCGCGUGCAUAUAACAAUAGACAUUAUUUUCACUACAAGCCGCAUUCGGAAGGUCCAGUUCCAGUAGGAAUGAGAGAUCAAGGCACGUGGCAUCAAAGGUGAAUAUGGAGAAAACAGAAACCGCUGUGUGGUCCAAGUCAUGGAAGAGAUAGAGAGCAACAAAUUUAGGUGUGGGUGGAAUACUUGGCCUGUUGGCCACACUUGGAGAGAGAAGAUGUUAAUAUACAAAAACCAGUAGUGUACAUAUGUGACCAAAACAGCAUGAGGGAUGCAAAAAAAAAAAAACAGUCGUGAAAAAGAUGGUAAAAGCCAUUUGCUGUAGAGAUUUGAGAAAGAAAAAAAGAAGAGUUAGUAAGUACCCGGACACUGAUUUAGGCAUUAAAUUUUGUAAACAUAACUUCUUUUUAGUGGGUAAUAACAUUAGUAUGCGUUUA
Camelina sativa (false flax) is the source of this 4755-nucleotide messenger RNA. RefSeq names its product protein HUA2-LIKE 3. The record is from RefSeq and is a predicted model, not a curated record. NCBI's taxonomy places the organism in Eukaryota, Viridiplantae, Streptophyta, Magnoliopsida, Brassicales, Brassicaceae.